Molecule: messenger RNA, 1128 nt
Organism: Triplophysa rosa
Lineage: Eukaryota; Metazoa; Chordata; Actinopteri; Cypriniformes; Nemacheilidae
Gene: lamtor4
Product: late endosomal/lysosomal adaptor, MAPK and MTOR activator 4
Exons: 4
Coding region: 126-437 (103 amino acids)
Biological process (GO): positive regulation of TOR signaling; cellular response to amino acid stimulus
Cellular component (GO): lysosome; Ragulator complex
Molecular function (GO): guanyl-nucleotide exchange factor activity
Source: RefSeq, a predicted model, not a curated record
AGCUAUUAGUUAGCUAUGCGGAAAAGACAGCGCCGCUUGCGAUGACGUCAUAUACACGCGACACUCGCUCAUCCGUCACGUGAGACGGGAGUUGCAGGAAAACAACAGUAAAACUUCUCCACAAAAUGACCACGGCUUUGACCCAGGGUUUGGAGAGAAUACCCGAUCAAACUGGGUAUUUGGUUAUUAGUGAAGACGGUGUACUUGCGUCAGCAGGAGAGCUGGAGAAUGAUGAACACACAGCAGGAGUGAUCAUGCAGAUGGUGAGAACAGCUUGUCGGUUUAGGUUACAUGGGACAGCAGAGCCUCCUUUCAAACGGAUGUCAGUGAUGUUUGAAGACUACGUUUACGCUGUGACCAUCUCCGGGCAGAAAGUAUUUGUUGUCAAGAGGCAGAACAACCAACGAGAACCUGUUACUGUCGAGAGGAAAAUAUGAACUGGCAUGCACAUACACACUCUUUUUCAAGCGUGAAAUAGCGCCCUCAUAUGGAAACAACCCAGCCAUUACAACUAUUUGCCAUUCAGCACAAACAUACUCAAUUACUUGUAUGAAAACCCUAUUACACAGAUAUGGGACCUUGGCAAUAACGGGUGUAUUUGGCCUGAGGCCUAGUAAUCUUAUGUGUUAUUAAUGUACAAUGUCACAGAUGGUGGUCACAGGUUGGAUGUGUUGUCUUUUUGACACAUGAUAAGAUACUGUCUAAAAUGAAGCCCCAUCUACUUGUUUUUUGUAAUUGGUGUGUAUUAACAUUUUAAAGUAUGUAAUUUAAUAACCAUCAGCUUCUUGUGACUCUAUAGGCAGGUUUAAGGAAGGACCUGAUCAUUCUGAUUUCUUAUUGUUUAUGCAUAAUGAAUGCUCAUAAAAGCAGUUUACCAUUGAGAUCGUUACACUGCAAAGGUGUUAUUGAUUGUAAUGUGUCAUGUGUAAGGUGUGAGAUGUUGUAAUGAACAAGAAACAACAGAGGAUUUAUGGGUGUUAUAAAAUAUGGUUUCACUUGAAUCUUUAGUAUAAAGCAGAACCUUAAAUGCCAUUCAUGAUUUCUUUUUUAAAUGUGAUUAAUCUACAGGUUUUAAAUCACCUUCCAGUAGUUGCAUUAACAAUACAUUAAAUAAAAUACUACGCAUAA